Molecule: messenger RNA, 668 nt
Organism: Dreissena polymorpha
Lineage: Eukaryota; Metazoa; Mollusca; Bivalvia; Myida; Dreissenidae
Exons: 3
Coding region: 1-558 (185 amino acids)
Source: RefSeq, a predicted model, not a curated record
AUGCGAACAAGAGUUCCACACUCUGGCGGUGUAGCGUGCGAAGCAAAAAGAUGCGAUGUCACGCGACAGUCUUACAGAAAGGCAGUGACUUUCGUCUAUGCUCCAAUGCGCACGACAGUCUUACAGAAAGGCAGUGACUUUCGUCUAUGCUCCAAUGCGCACGUGCACCCAGCGGACCAGAAGCUUCCUCUUCGAGCGAAGUCUUCCACCAUUGUCAAACAGCGUAUCAAGGAACAGCCUCAUGCCCGGGCAAUGGAUAUUGUGGCUGAUGUCAUGUCGGACAUUACUAACGAUGAGCAGUUCCUGGCCCCGAAGCAGAAGCUGAUGAAGCGCACUGCCAACAAGUUUCGGGCGAAGCAUAGGCCAUCUGAACUGACAGACUUGAAUUUUGAUGUCGAUAUGGACUACCUGAAGUGUCACAACUUCUUGAUUGCUGAUCUUCGUGUUGACGAGCAACGACAUCUUGUGUUCGCUACGCAAUUCCAAUUGAAUCUGUUGCAGAACGCGACACGAUGGUUCAUGGACGGAACGUUCAAGGUACGAAGCGAAGGAACAUAAUUAUAUUAACUUCUUAAUAAAUGUUCUUUUAAGUAUUACAAUCGGUUAAUGCAUUAGAAAACAUAAGCAGAAAAUGCAUGUGUGUGUUUUGUUUUGCUUCAGGUAGUGAA